Molecule: messenger RNA, 14743 nt
Organism: Camelus dromedarius (Arabian camel)
Lineage: Eukaryota; Metazoa; Chordata; Mammalia; Artiodactyla; Camelidae
Gene: SCML4
Product: Scm polycomb group protein like 4
Exons: 4
Coding region: 2433-2951 (172 amino acids)
Biological process (GO): negative regulation of DNA-templated transcription
Cellular component (GO): nucleus
Molecular function (GO): histone binding; chromatin binding
Source: RefSeq, a predicted model, not a curated record
ACUUUAAAUAUGGGGUCAAUAGUAUAAUAUUGAAUCAUGUUGACCAAUUUGACAAUAUUUUAAUAGAAAGUAUAUAUAUAUUAAAAUGAAACAAAAAGAAAUUAAGGUAAUGCUCCUCUUGUGUAAGAUCACAAAUAAAAUCAUUCUGUGGAUUAAAGAUGCCAACAUUCAAGGCUUGAGGAGCAGAAUGAUGAUGAUGGUAAAUCCCUAGUAGACUUUCUACUGUUUGGGAGAGCUCCUUCUAGGAGGGAGUGUGGAGAAGAAAAAGACCCUGUCAAAAAAGAGGCCAUAUGGACUCCUUCUUCCUAUAAGGCUGGUCUCAGGGAUUCUCUAAAAGACACCUCCACCCCUGCCCCAUGCCUCUCUUCAAAUAAAGAAACCUACUGGAAACCCUCCCCUCUGUUCCAUGAGGUUAACUGUCAUUUAUGUGACCCCCCCACCCAUCAGUCCCCCAUGAGCCACUCUCCAACUGAUCCGAUGAUGCUGCAGGCACUGGGCUUAGCUGCAGAAGGCCUUUUGUAUCUCUGGCAGGCCUUUCCAAAGAGGCUCCUGCCCAUGGGGGAAGAGGAGAUACAGGGAAUGGGCAAGGUCUCUAAGGGAUCUAAAGAGAUGGUGACCAUCCAAACACAGAAAGCACAAGGACUGAUGGAGACAAAGAACUGAGGAUAUGAGAUGUGGCCAUUCCCAAAUCUCCAAGGUGCACACAGUAGCUGUAACUGGAGACUCUCUCCUUCGGGCUGUUCCCCUUGAACUGAUACCUUGAGCCUCUGUGGUGGGUCCUAAGGUAAUAUCUGCAGGUUAUCCACACCAGUAUCUACUGACCAUGCAUCAGAAUUAGGGUUAAAAUGGCAAAUCAUGCCAAGAGGAAUUGAAGCAACUUUGGAAACCAGUAGGCUUCUAAGAUAAACUCCACGAACUCUCUCUUAUUAAUGGGUAGUUUAUGGGUCUCAGACAUAAGUAGUAAAUUCCUUGAUUUUGAAAAAAAAAAUCCCAUAAACUUCCUGAGAGAGAAUUAGAUAUUCUAUAGCAGAUACAUCCUAGCUGCUACUGAAUUAAUAAUUACAACUUCCAACCUGGAAUAUGCAAAGUCAAGAGGAAUGAAACAAAUCCUCUUUUCCUACCUGUAUUAGCUAUCUAUUGCUGUGUGACAAAUUACCCAAAACUUAGUGGUUUAAACAUUUAUUUCUCACAGUUUCUGGGAGUCAGGAGCUCAGGUGCAGCUUAACUGGAUCCCCUGGUUCUGGGUCACUCACAAGCCCACAGCGUCUCAGAGGUCAAUUAGGGAAGGAUCCACUUCCUAGCUCAUUCAUGUGGAUGUUGGCAGGAUUCCGUUUCCCCGAGCCUUUGAUUCCUUGCCACAUAGGCCUCUCCACGGAGCCUCUCACAACGUGGCAACCUGCUUCACCCAUGUGAGGGAUACUGGAAAGUACUGUGAACCUUCCUCAGAGUCAGGAUGUCCAUUUAGAACCAAAACCUGUAUGGCGUUCUCUAUUCCAGGGACUCAACAUUUUCCUGAUUAAGCAUCACUUUUACUUUGCCCAGAGUUCUAUGAAAGACCAAAAAGUGCAGGGGCUGUUGAGGGAACAGAGCUUGACUGCGGCCGUUCCCCCACUCUCGCCCUCCUCCACCUCUUGGGAAUUCCCAUAAGCCUUGGGGUAGAGACUUGGCAAAGCUGCAAGACCAUAGAGAGGCUGGUUAUGGAAACUCCUCUCCUCUGGAGACUGAAAGGGCAUUCAUUAUUUCAAACGGCUGACGUUGGGCAAAAUUGCCUUUGGGCAAGUUUCUACAAGAGGAAAUCUUAAAUCUUAAAGAACAAAGUCUCAGGCAAACGAGAAACACUGGAAAGGGCUAAAGAAGUUUCAGGUGUCAGGCAUUAAAAUUAUGGUUGGUUUCUGUCCAUCUCAUUAGGGGAGAAAAAAUAUAAAUGUACUUAAAUGGACCUGAGGGGAGUCAUAAGGUUGAUUCUGAGGGCUGAGUGAUCUGAACUUAGAGACAAGCUUGAAGAAAAAAUCUAUACUGGCCAGAGACCAAGUUAAUGGAAAAUUUAAUUGAAGCGAAUGAAAGGCUAAGCCUCAUAGGUGGUGUGGCCCGGUGCCCUUUGAACCAGGAAGGCUGGGACAAGAGGCCACAGAGGGCUGUAAGGGAAAACGUGAUGAGCUUAUCUGAGCGAGAACAAGGGGCGGGACCCAGCCCCGGAGUAAAGGAAAUCUGCAAACCUCCACAAGAGCCUCAGUGAAAGGCAGCAGGAGGGCACAGAGGAAAUCGACUGGUUUCUGCCACCAAGAAGUCCCUCAGAGGUCCUCCCUACCUCCCACAGCACUGAGCACCAGCGGCACUGGAGAGGGGUGUGCGGGACGCUGCCUGGUGGCAGAGACACGGCCACCCAAGCGAAAACAGUCACGGCCGAGGAGUGCCGGGUGGGCCCCGCCGGCAUGCACCGCUACAGCGUGGAUCCCUCCGCCUCCGCCUUCAGCCACAGGGGCUCCCUGCCCGCCUCCUCGUCGCUCUACUGCAAGAGGCAGAACUCCGGAGACGGCCACCUGGGGGGAGGCUCAGCCACCACUGCCGGUGGUCCCCGCAUGAGCCUCAUGUCCUCUGGAGGCCCCUCAACACCUGGGCUGAGGCCCCCUGGCUGCAGCCCCAAGAGAAACGGGACCUCUCUCGAAGGAAACAGAUGUGCCUCAAGCCCUUCUCCGGAAGGGCAGGAUGCCCGGCGGCCAAGGAGCAGGAACCCGUCCACCUGGUCUGUGGAGGACGUGGUCUGGUUCGUGAAAGAUGCUGACCCGCAGGCCCUGGGGCCCCACGUGGAGCUCUUCCGGAAGCACGAGAUUGAUGGCAAUGCCCUCUUGUUACUGAAGAGUGAGAUGAUCAUGAAAUACUUGGGCCUGAAGCUGGGACCUGCACUGAAACUCUGCUACCAUAUUGAUAAACUGAAGCAAGCCAAGUUCUGAAGAUGUUUAAAGGAUAGAAGUAAAAUCCAGACAACAGAUCUCAAGAUCAUCUUCUGAAGCCUUACCAACAUCAGCCUCCAUCGCAAAGAUUCUCUUCUGAAAAAAAUAACAACCACAAAGACUUGGUCUUUUUAUAAAACUCGUGCAUCUUUGCCUUUAAAAAAAAUUCAACAUGGCCCUUUUGAAAGGUUCCUCUGUGUUAGUGAUUUGCCAAAAAAUUAUCCCCCAAAUCUAUUAUUUUUCACAUUCCUGGUAGGUUGGUUUCUUGUAGGGUGGGUCCUAUUUUUAUAAUGAGAGUGUGGGGAACUGAGUGUUAUCGCUCAAAGAGGACCCUUGAGGCUUCCAGUGAUGUUAGAAGGACCUUUGUCUCUGCAGCACCACCUGUCUUUAACUCGGACCUGGGGACCUAUCAUUGUGAGCCUUGCCUGAUUCAGCUCUGAAAGCUGUCUUCUGAGGAUAAAUGCCUCACUUUGCACUAUCUGGAAAACUUGAAUUCUUUUGCUCUCUGAAAGAGAAGAAGAAGGAAAAAAAAAUUCUUUUCUAUUCCCAGUUAUCUGAAGUACUGUGUUGCCCCACUAGAGGGCAGACUGCUGAUGAAAUUUCAGGCCCCUCAUUGCAGUAGCCUGAUACUCAGUACCCAGAGGAUGGGUAGGGUUUCUGUGAACAAGAUCUAGCCUACACAGACAUGGGAAAUUAAUUCCCAGUGAGCACCACAGAUUGCAACUUGGGAAGAAAUCAUCUUCUAGAAGGUUCUAGUUCAUAUCCAAUCAUUAUUGACUGACUGAGAUGCAGCAAAGGCAAGAAUUUGGAAGCAUGUUCUUCCCAGAUGGGGUUUUGGAGUUCCUUCCCUUCCAGAGUCCUUACUGAGCUGUCAAUGUGUUGGCACAUGGGAGAGUCUUAGUGACAUUUAGCCAUGGUGUUUCUUAAAAAAAGUAAGAAGAAAGAUGUCUCGACUCAGCUUUGAAAUGGGAGAGUGCUGAUUUCUAGUCACACUGAAGGACUGUAUAGUUGUAUCUGUGGUUAAUUUUUCCAUCUUCAACAAAUACACGGACAUGCUAUUAUGAGGUUUAAUUCAAUUUACAAAUAGGUUUUCCUUUCUCACCUUGGAGUAAUAGAAAAAAAAUUGAUUUCUACCCCUUUGCAGCUGUGUCCAGGGAAGGACAAUGAAUCCACAAUUUAUGAGACAGAAGGGCAACCUCAUCUCCAUUUUUCUUCUUAUCCUUUUCGUUUCUCUCUUCCCCUGUCUCUUUUUCCCUUCCUCUCUCACUUAACAGGAAACAUAUCUUCAAAAUGGAUGGUCCUUUGCUGUGGGCAUAUCAUUUUCCUUUAAAAGCACCUGCAGUGUUGGAGGUGAGGAGGACCUUGUGAUCUCUGGGAGGGCGAGGAUCAAGGACAACUCAGGGCCUCCCUUGGCCCAAAUGCAAGUUAGAAAAAGCACACUGUCCCCGGUGGGCAGCCUGGCAGGGGUCUCGGCUGGAUUUCAGCCCCCUCACCCCUCCACCAGCUGCCCUUGUGCAGGACAAGACCUGUACAGACUUGAGUGCAGCCCUGGGUAUAUUUCUGUGUUGAUCCUCUGUAAAUCAUACAGAACCUAGGCAAGGAUCGUAAGAAGAAUUCCAUGCCGUGCCAUUAGACCCACUUUGAUGAGUGAUAUUUGAGAAAGCACGUCAUAGCAAAAACCCUUUUUAGAUACACAAAUGGUGGCUAGAUUUAGAGCACAACAGAGAAGGGACAGAGGAGAAUGUCCUAAAAGUGCCCACAGAACCGAGCUUGAGUUACCAGGUCAUGGAAGAGCUGAAUGUUAGUUCUGGCACCUGACAAAACUACUCUGAAUCAGGCCUUGGGACAGAGUCCUCAAGAUUUUAAAGUGAUAGAUUGUCCCUCAAAGUCGGUUAUUUGUGAAAUGCUUACUGCUGGUCUGGAGUUAGAGUCUCCCUCAAAAACCCAUGGAUAGCUUAUGCAUUCAGAAUGGCCAAUGUGAAAACAGUAAGAGCCAGAAAUCCCACAGCAACCAUGUUUCUCCUUCUUUUGCUCAGUCCUCUAAAACUUGCGGUGCCUCUUCCAUCAACAUAUACCUCAUACAGAGACUUUCAAAACUUCCUACCCAUUCUCAGUAGUGCCCCUUCAGGAUAAAAACAUCAACAUUGGUGUCCCCCAAAUCCAAAUCAUCCCCAAACAAUAUCAGAGAGAUGCUUGGUGUGGUUUUCAGGGGAGAGAGAUUUUGCCAUCUCAAGUGUAGGAGAAAAACUGGGUCCAUGUUCGUGGGAUCUGCUCUCAUGGAGGUGCUAUCUCAUUUUGCAUUAAACUUUAAGUGGGACAGAUUGCUGAAGCCAUGAUAUUUAAGGUUUGACUUUUUAAAAAUCUUCUUACUCUUAAGAUGAAUGCUGCCAUAUCAGAGAAUAACCCAGGCAGAAAGUUCUUCCUUGCCUGUUUUUGCACUGAAAUGCAAUUAGCCCACCACAUUAUUGUUGUAAUACUGCAAUUAUAAUUAAUUUUCACCCCUUUCAAAAAUCUCGUCAAACCAGGCAGCUAAAUAGCUUAGCAAAUGUAAAACAUGCCAGGCCAUUUCCUCUAAACAGACCUUACAGAGUCAGGCCAUGUGUGUCACCCCGUCCGAAUGGGAGCUUGUUUGGGGGGCCUCGCACUUGUACAGACGUGGUGCUUGUUAUUCCACGGCAGUAGCUUUGCUUCGGGUUGUGGCGAAUAAUGAUAUAGUUUAGCAUAAUUCCAAAUUAGAGUGUGUGUGUGUGUGUGUUCAUGCUCCAGACACUUCCAAUUACACUUGUCUGUUAAACACUUUUACAAAAAAAAAGUCUAGAGACAGUUCUAUUGCCUAAGGCAUUUUAAAUAUUUUAUGAAGCACAUUAUUCCCUUUGUGAAGACUUCAGGUAAAAGAUGUGCAUUUUGUGUGUGUGUGUGUGUGUGUGUGUGUGUGUGUGUUUCCUGACACUGUAGUUGGAAGAGCCUUAGGAAGUAGCUAGGUGUGUAUCGGCUGUUGGAUUUGCUUGGUGUCAAAGGCUUCCCCAGCUUUGUGGCACAGAGGGGGACCCCACUCUAGGCUGUUACUACUGGGUAUCCCCUCUAAUGCCAGUAGGGUGCGCCCUGGAGGCUGCUGGGGGUUGGUUCUGGGGUUCUGGGCCUUCCCAGGUCAAGAGCUGGCUGACAGGACUCCACUCCGUGUGACUGAGGGGACAAGCCUAGCCAGGAAGCCCACUGGGCAGGACCAGCCGUCUGGAGCCUAGUUUAGUGCCCGCCAGAGCUGCACCGCUCCCCCAUCAUUUCCCUUCAGCAGGAAAAAGGAGUGGAGAGCACCUCACCAGAACCAAAUAGGAUACUGAAAUACACCAGGGAGGGAUACUGAGCUGCGGUUAGGAAGGAAACUGUGAGGAGGGGAAGACAAAACUACAAAUGUCUUAGGAAGACAGUAAAAGGGGGUCUCUUCUAACAGCCCCAACCCUUUAAGCUACAAUAUCCUAUUUUUGUAUUUAUGUGUGGAAUAGUUCUUAUGUUUUAAAACAUUAAAAUUAUGUUUUUUAUUAUUUUCUGAGAUUGUUUUAGGAGAAUUUUGUCAUAGCUCCGAAGAUUAUUGGAAAUGCCCAGAAGUGACAAGGGACUUGAAUUUAGUCAUUGUCAGAAGGUCUUGAAAGACGGAGAUAUUCUGCUUUCUUUCCAAAGAACUAGCCAGGUUUCCUCCGUGUGAGCAGAAGGUGAGUGCUGCCUGCCGUUUGCUCUGACCUGGUACUUUUCUAAGUCUUCUCCGAUGGGCUUAGGUGAGGAGGAGAUGGGACUCACUUUUUUUUUUUUUUUUCCUUAAACCACAGAUAAUAAGACAGGGGACUGGGAAGGAGUGUGUGUUUUUUUGGAAACUGCAAUAUUUUGUUAAGGAGAGGGAUGAACACCUGCCCAUGGGUGUGGUUUAUUUUUUGUCACAAACACACUCCAAGAACUGAGUCACUGCCCAGCUCUGCUCUGGUCUUGCCAUGUGCCUUAGUCUCCAUGGCACGAGAAGACCAUGCUGAGAACCCCAGCUGUGACCCCAGCAGACGGUCAGCUGUUUAGAGGUACAAGCAGUCCUGUUCCCACCUUGUGAUGUCACCCUGGUGGCGACUCUCACACAACUCUCACCCGUGCUGCCCUGGGAAGAGCCCUGGGAGCCUCAGCUUCCAGAGUCCCCUUCCCUCCAGCCACUAGCCUAAUUGAAGACGAUUCCUUUGCGGACAAUUGGAAGCUGGAUUUUUGGAAAUCUAGCAUUUACUUGAAAGAGAAUCGCUCUUAUCUAUUGCCACCAGUUAAAUAUUAUGGAAACAUGUCUGCUAACAAUUUGCUUUGUGUAAUUUGUUCUAAUGCUAAUAAGUAACAGCUGGGACACUUCCUGUGGUAAAUUCCUUUGUGGUUACAGUGGUAUGAUCACACAUGGACUUCACCAAAUCGCUGUACUUGAGAAGAACGCUCACUCUGGCUCUCCCAGGUUGCAGGAAAUUCCCAAACUGAGAAGCAGUUCUGGGCAAAAGCAUAUAUUUUUAGAGGAGGAUUUGCUUUUCUUCAUUCUCUUGUUUUCCUAAACAGGGCCCCAGACCUGUGCUCUUAAAAUCCUGCAUAAAGAGCCUGGGGUUCUCCUCCUGCUUGGCGUUGAGCUUGGUUUCCUCCAGAGGAAAAGACAGCAAGCAGAGCUAAAGAAUGACACCUCCCCCCAGGUCAGUGUGCUGUGCCCAGAGCUGAUAUGGAGAGGACAGGGCGAGAGCAGUGGAGAUGCAUCUGAGAGCCAAGAGCUGUUCAGCAGCUGAUUAGGUAGUGAUGGCAGACAGCAUGGGCAUCUUGCUGUCCGGAGGGUCUAAAUGUACCACUCAGACUUGAUCAGGGCCAUCAGCCCACCACUCUCUGCUCUGUACUCGACCACAUGACCUGAGCCUUAGAGUUGGUUCCACGCACUAGAUGCUCAUCGCAAAGGCCAGCACAAAUGCCUUCUACUGGAUCCUACUUUGGAACACAACCAAAGCCUUGCUUCUCCAAACAGCUCACUAGGAAAUACCCGACCUUCACUGGGUGUCAUUUUACAGUAAGCAUAUAUGACCGGAGGCUACCUCCACCAUAACCUAUAAUUGUAGCAUCCUCAAACCUCAGGAAGGCUCUACCUCCUCAUCCAGUGCUGGAACACCUUCCCUACAGCCCUGAGAAAUGGCUCUGCCUGACCGCGUCCCAUUAGGAGGCGUUCACUCCCAUAGGAAGUGGCUUAUUUCUCCGUUGGACAGCUCUGGUUGUGAAAACAUUAUUUCUCAGGGAGACACAGAUGUCUGUGAAUCAGACACAGACGUUUGAGAUGAAGCCAACUCUGCAAUCCUCUUUUAAACAGAGCUUGUCCAGGCAGGAACCACACCUACAAUACAAAUUGACGUUGGCAAGUCCAGCCCAGCUCCACUACGUUAGGGCAGAGGAACAGACACCACAUACAAAUACAGGACUCAGAUAGGUCGCAGCCAUCAGAUUCAUCAACCCUGUCAUGAAAAACUAUUAAAAUUCUUGUGACCUCACACACACACAAAAGGGUGUCCUGGGAGAAUCUUCAGUGUCGUUGUAAGUCUGGCUUUGGUCAUACAAGCACGCGAGUAACAAAAGAUUGCGUGAAUGAAUCUACAAGUCCAUGGGCCUCAUUAACUGAAAAAAACACCAUGACACGCGGAGGUUCCAUCUCUUAAUUGUACUCACUGGUGAUUUAAUAAACUAGGGAAGCUUUAGUUUAUAGACAAAAACAAGGAAUAAUUGAUGAUAGAAAAGUAAACAUGGUCUGUUGUGAAUUUAUUCAAGCCUUGUGCAGUUCAUGACACCAAGCCCAAGCAGAUUUCAUGCUUGUGCAUGCAUUCCCCAGUGAGUGUGUAUUUGUGAGUUAAUGCAAUAAGAGAUGGGAACUGGGGAAGGUUUGGGAAGGGAUUGCCAAAGGAGAUUUUGCUUUCUAGAGCAUUCUUAUUCAGAAGAACUAUCUAGCAAUGAUUUAGAAAUCAGACAAAACAUAGUUUAUGUAGUUUACUUAGAUAAACUUCUGGAUUGUGGGGCAGAUUCUCUAUGAAAAUUGUUCAAUCUUGGUAACUUGGAAAAAGCAGCUAAAAUCCAGCACCUUGCCCAGCACCUGUCAUACAAAAGGCAUCUCAUUCAUAUUCAUUGACUGACUUAAGGAACUUGUUUAGUUUUCAUAUUUUCUUCAAAAAGCCGUGAGUUUCUUUUGGGAGCUCAUAUCUUUACUGAGAGGAGAACCGCUGAAGGGACAGGCCAGAAGAGCAGGAGGCCUUUCCAAUGGUUCUCCAAACGCUCGAGCAGGCCAACCCUGUGGUCACCGAUGUGAGUUUCUGUCUCCUCUUUUUGUCGUAGGAUCUCACAUUCUGCUUAGCCCCGUGCUCCACUGCGAGUGUUAGAGAGGAACAAAGGCUUCUUCACAGCUGUACUGUUUUUUUCCUUUGCAGAUUUCUUUUUAUUUUAUUUUAAAUUUUUUAUUGAAGUAUAGUCAGUUAUAAUGUGUCGACUUCCGAUGUACAGCAUGAUGUUUCAGUCAUACAUAUACAUACAUAUAAUUGUUUUCACAUUCUUUUUCAUUAUAGGUUACUACAAGUUAUUGAAUACAGUUCCCUGUGCUAUACAGAAGAAAUUUGUUUUUUUAUCUAUUUUAUACAUAGUAGUUAGUAUUUGCACAUUUCAAACUCCCAAUUUAUCCCUUCCCACCUCCUUCCCCCCCAGUAACCAUAAGUUUGUUUACUAUGUCUGUGAGUCUAUUUCUUUUACAGCUUUACUUUUAAGACAUCUCCUUUUCUUUCUCAAUCCACAAUGCCUCUCAGAAAUAAGUAGGGUGUCCACUGGCUGGUUAACUGAAGGACUGUAAGGGUCUCCGGGAGGCAGAGCACACUGUCCAUGAGCCCUGCAUUCCCAGGACCCUGCUUGCCUGGGCGGUGGAGGGGGGCAGGUCAACGGGGCAUCUUCCCUACAAGCCACAGGCUGAGGGUAGCACCGCUGAGGAGGCGCCGCCACGGGAAAUGGGUAGAAGAGAACCUUCCAGGUCCUUUUCGCUCUUUACUCAUCUCCACCCUUGAGAACAGAUUCAGAAAGAUCAGGGGCUUCUCUUUUUUCCCCAGAUGGUUACAUAGGAGCAUUGAGAAUCAUGUGACCAAUUUUUUUGUCCACAACCACUCCAAAACUUAAGAGUGUUUCACCUUCAAAGAAACCACCUCAAAAGCCUGGGCAUGUGUUCCAAGGAUGUUCUCAUUGCUCAGAAUAUUCCUAGUGCAUCUCUUUUGGGGUCAUCUUUAGGAGCUGGAACACAUUCUCCUCAAAGUGGAAAGCCUAUCACUUGAGGGUGGGUUUUUUUCCUUUUUGGAGCCAAAGGCACUGGGGUCAUGUCUGGUGAGCAGCAUGAGCAACACUGGUAAUUCGAGAUGUAAAACAACAUGUCUUCAUACUCAUUAGUUUGUCUUUUCCUUGUGUCUUUCCAUACUGGGUACCAAUGGUUUGAGCAAUAAUAGCCACAAUUCAUUUGUUAACUUAACUGUAUUAGGCAGGUGUCAGUAUAAGAAGCCGCAGUGUAGACUACUUUGAAGGGCAGCGUCAUCUGGAUGAACAUUCAACAUGUUCAUUUUAUUUUUUUAUUUUUUAUUGUAGUGUAGUCAGUUUACAAUGUGUUAAUUUCUGGUGUACAGCAUAAUGUUUCAGUCAUACAUAUACAUACAUCAUUUUCAUACUCUUUUUCACUAUAGGUUACUACAUGAUAUUGAAUGUAGUUCCCUGUGCUGUAUAGAAGAAACUUGUUGUUUAUAUAUUUUAUAUAUAGUAGUUAGUAUCUGCAAAUCUCAAACUCCCAAUUUAUCCCUUCCCACCCUGUCCCCCCUUUGGUAACCAUAGUUGUUUUCUGUCUAUGAAUCUGUUCCUCUUUUGUAAAUAAGUUCAUUUAUGUAUGUGUGUGUGUGUGUGUUUUAGAUUCCACAUAUGAGUGAUACCAUAUGGUAUUUUUCUUUCUCUUUCUGGCUUACUUCACUUACAAUGAUGAUCUCCAGGUCCAUCCAUGUUGCUGCAAAUGGCAUUAUUUUAUUCUUUUUAUGGCUGAGCAGUAUUCCAUUGUAUAAAUAUACCACAACUUCUUUAUUCGGUCAUCUGUUGAUGGACAUUUAGGUUAUUUCCAUGUCUUGGCUGUUGUAAAUAGCACUGCCAUCAACGUGUUCAUUUUAAAGUAAUCUCAUGGUCGUAUCUUUAGGCAUUGUAAGCUGAGGCUAUUGUGAGUUUUUGCAAAGAAACAGAGACCACCCUCAUACCUAGAACCCUAGAAUACCAGGGGACUUAGGAGGAAGAAGCCUUGGGGGGCACCUGGACAGCUCACUCCAGUGUAGAACCUUCUCCACAGCAUAUCCCACUGGGUCCACAUCACUCUGUGGGGGCAGACUAUGGUACAGAGCAAAGAAACAAGCUCUCCAAGUUACCACCCCCACUCCCAUCUCCUCAUCUGGAAAAGGAGGGGCAUCCAGAUGACCUUCAGGGCACUUACAGCAAAGGCUAGCGGGGCUGUUGGCUCCUCGGUCUUCCAUUUUAUGACUUCAGCUUCUGCCUCUGCUCCUGUUUGUCCUUGUCUAGGUGUUUUCUCAUCCUCUUCUCUCAUGGGCCCAUAGCUCCUCCUCAGAGCCACAUAAGCAUCACUCUGCUAUCAUUUCUCAUUUUUUCUUUUUUACUUUGCAUUUCAUUCUUUCUUCCUGUCUUCAUGUUUUUUUUAGUUUCCCCUUUUUUGUUUUUCUCCAUUCCACUAGCUCAAAUGCCUUGUGGGAAGGAGAGGAGGUGGAGAGAGAAAUAAUCAACAGGUGGCCUCUUCCCUCACUGGCAAGAUGGUCCUGACCCUUGCCUGCCUUCCACUGUCCCAUUGUCACCCACCUACAGCAUUCCCCGGCUCUGUCGUGCUUCCGGCCCCAUCUCCACUUGUUCAUUCCAUUCCUCAAGGUCUAGCUCUCUCAGUCUGUCCUUGAGUUUGGGAAUAAGAGUCCCAUCCCUUUUGAUUGCUUUGUUCUGUGACUCACCCUGAUGUCUCACUGAUAGGCUUUAUCAACCUUCCUCAAGCACAUACCCCAGUGCCCAUCCCACUGGGUGUCCCUCCUCAUUCAGCCUCGAAGGUCAAGAGCCAAGUGACCUGGAGCCGUUGUGACAUACCUCUUGAGAAACAAGCAUUGUUUCUCCCAGUCAUGCUGCCUCCUGCAAUCUGCAGGGAGUCACUCUGCCCUCCAGUAGCCUUUCCCAUCAUUCCACACUUCUUUAUGGAACAUGUAGCUUUGUCCAGACCCGCUUAGCAUGGACUGCACCUCCUAGUGACCAAAGCCAAGCCAGUGUCUCAGUGUAAAUGAGAAGGGCCAGCCUGGAUCAACGAUGAGGCACAAUGAGCUACGUCAGAAGCACUUCUGGGCUGAGGGUUUGUCAUUAGUCAUUUACAGGUCCACUGAGAUAUGCGCAGUAUGAAGUGGCUUGUGUCUGGGUGGUGGAAGAUGAUGACACAUUUCCCAAAGGAAAAUAUGGUGUAGAGGGGGGAGAAAGGCAGCAAAAUUCUGGAAUGGGGAUGCUCUAUUCCUGGGCUUCAUCCAGCAUCAUCACACCCCCUCCCCAGGAACUGAAAGCGUUUCUGCCCAAGGAUGAGAGGGUUCGGAGGACUUUGAUUUCUUUCAUUACCCACUGUGUGCUAAGCCGCAGUACUUAACUUGCUGUCAUCUUCCACAGAUAUCUUUGAUCACAUGAGGAUUAAAACAAAUGAGCUCCUCUCAUCUCAUCCUCCAAAAAUUUUGAAAUAUCAGUUGCUUUAUACAGCAUAUAUUUUCAUUUUACAGACAUCGGUUGAUCUGUUUGUUUUUCUCCUGUAUAUACGUAGAAGUAACUUUAUCAAUAUAAAAUUUUUAAGUACAAUUGUAGAUUAAUUUACUUUUAAUUCGAUACACACAAAAACUAAACAUAUAGACAAAAUAAACUCAUUUCAUCAUAAUUGUAUUCUGUUGCUAUUUUUUUUCUUCAUAUUAACAGUGAAAACUUUUUGUUAAAUUCUAUUGUAACAUCACAAAGCAUCGUGAGGCUGAAAGUUUUGUGUUUUUCUAGCUAUGCUAGGUUGUAUGUGGCAUGGCUCUUGCUAAAUAAUGUGGAGUUCUGAGUAAGUGAAAAUCCAUGUUUGCUAAGCUCUCGAGGUUGAAUGAUGAUGUGCCUUUUGUUUUGUAAGUUGAGGAGGUUAUUUUCAGAUUCUUUCUUUCAGUGCAGCCUUAGUUAAUCUCAUGUUUCCACCUCUUUAUUCUGAGUCUUGACCUCGCUGUGCCACGCAGGAGACUUUCUCUCUCUGUCCACCUGGGAGGCUGGCAGCCACUCCCUUUCCCUGGUUAAGUUUUGUCUUUAACAAGGGUACCAAUAAGACAUGCCCCCAUCUCAGUAAGAGAAAAACCCUCCCUAGAUGGUCUCCCCUCUCUUCUAAUGAAAGAUUUUAAAAGGGUAUGUGUGCGCAUUUUCACGUGUGUACUUAUGAUUAGGUUUGGGGAUCCAAGACAAAGGUCAUCCAGUGGAAGUUUUUACAUCAUUUGCUUGUGCUGAGCGAGGCACGUGUGCAAGAGGGACCCCAUGUGUGUACUUCAUAUACUCUAGUUACUUGCAAAUUCCUGUGCUUUCACUUUUUCUGGGCAUUAGGUAAUUCUGGAACAUUACUUCAAUUCCCCGCUUUACUUAAAAGUGCUUUAGGAACGUGGAGCUUCAAGCUUAGGAAAUAGUAUAGUUUUAGGGUAUGGCUUUUUUCAUUUUUGAAAUACCAAUGGGUCUAAUUUUGCAGACCAGAAGUCAGUGAAUAGAAGUCAUUGUAAUGGGGAACAGCGUUUCCAGUGGAGAGAAAAGGCAGCAAACUGUCACCUGGGGAAAGAGCCUCUCCUUAAUUCUUGCUCUUUGCUAGCAUGAUGCAAUCAGUGUUUCCUGAUACUGGGACAAUCCUCUCGCCUCAAAGUGUUCCUAUGUAAUUGUGUCACAUAAUGGGGAAUUGUAAUAGGCAAUUUGGUCCUGUAAUUCAGUUUGCAGAGCAUGCAAACAUAAGAUAACUAGGUUAAAUGCAAAUCAGCAUUACACUAAGGUACAAAAAACGGGGUGGGGUGGGGGCAGAAAAGAUGCUGUGUACAUAACUUAGAAACAACGUGAAUUUUAUUCCCCAUGUGCCUCAAAGUGUAGAGUUUAUUAAUGUUAUUUAUCCUCUUAGUUUAAUUUCAUUCCAGACUGUUCACCCAGGUACCUUAUCUGUAUAUGAACGUACAUGUGUCCUUACUGCACAUAUUUAUGGUUUGUCUCUUAUUUGUAAUAAGCAGUCUCCGAGGGAAGCCCCUUCUUCAGGAGUGAGGUGAUGUGCUCAUUUUUUACGAUGUACGGUGCAAGUAGACUGUUAACAGACACAUUGUUCUAUAUGACACCAUAUCAAAAUGUGCUUUCAGUUUUUCAAAGCCUUUUUGUUAUUGUCUGUAACUUUUUUCUUUGGGCUAAUUCUUUCAUUAUUUAGAGGUCUAUUUUUAAUGUAUUCCCUUAAGCAGUGACUGGUAGGUACAGUAUAGUCAGAUAUGUAGUUUCAUUAAAUAAACACUGCUGGCCUUAAUGAUUUUAAUAUUUUCAGGUGCUUUUUUUCAUUUUUGAAGCAGAAUUUUUUUUUUUGUAGUACAGUAUAUCAUGGGCCUGCGAGUGAUUCAGUAAAAUUUCUAAAUCUUAAAAUUCCAAGAUAAUGCAGUAUUUUCUGUUCAUUCUGUAAAAAGUAGUUCUGUAUUUUUAAUAAAGAAUGGAAUUUA